This is a messenger RNA of Panicum virgatum (switchgrass), 1836 nucleotides long. RefSeq lists its product as uncharacterized. The coding region runs from base 1 to 1836 and encodes 611 amino acids. NCBI's taxonomy places the organism in Eukaryota, Viridiplantae, Streptophyta, Magnoliopsida, Poales, Poaceae. The record is from RefSeq and is a predicted model, not a curated record. Gene Ontology annotation, molecular function: nucleic acid binding; zinc ion binding. The transcript has 2 exons.
AUGCCAAGGACAGGAGGAGAGUCACCUACGGACUUCAAUGAGUGUGUGUCAAAGAAUGAACUGCAGAAACUUGUUGAUGACCAGCGCAACUACAUCGACGGGAAGUUUGAUGAGCUGAUGCGCACUAUCAACGGCCUGGUCACCAGGGUUGAAUAUGUUGAACAACGUCACCCUCCACGGCGACACCGACGCCAACCUAAUGAGGAUGACGACGAUGAGGAUGCCGACCUUGAUGCUGAUGCUCGUGCUGCGGACUAUCUUCGGCGCAAUCGUCAAGGUAUGGGAGGUAAUCAAAAUCGUGGUAACAAUGAUCCUUUUGCUAAAGCCAAAUUUACCAUGAUUCCUUUUGCUGGCACUGCUGAUCCUGAGGCUUAUCUAGAUUGGGAACUUGCUGUUGAACAAAAGUUUAAUUCUCAUUUGGUUCCUAAUGAGCAUAGAGUUAGACUUGCUACUAGUGAAUUUACUAGCUUUGCUUUGUUUUGGUGGACUGAUCUUUGCAAUGCUGGUAAUGCUGCUGCUGUGCCUCAAACUUGGCCUGUUUUGAAACAACGCAUGAAGUCUCGUUUUGUUCCUCCUUAUUACCAGCGUGAUCUACGUUUAAAAUUGCAAAAUUUAAAACAAGGUGAUAAAGGAGUAGAGGAAUAUUAUCAGGAAUUGCUUAUUGGUCUAGCACGUUGUGGUAUUCAUGAGGAUGAUGAGGACACUAGUGCUAGGUUCUUUGGUGGUUUAAAUCGUGAUAUACAAGAUAUUCUUGAUUACAAAGACUGGAAUCGUUUUUCCCAAUUGUAUCAUCUUGCUCUUAAGGCAGAACGGGAAGUACAAGGAUGCCGCAUUGCCCAACAUUCUUUCAGGUCUAACACUGGGAGAUUGUUUCAGCAGCGUUCCGACAUUGAGAAGCCCAAGGCGCCUGUUGCUAAGCCACCAGCAACACCACCAGCUCCUGUGCCAGUUUCUGAUGUAAGCAAUGUAUCUACUGUGCAGGCCCAACAACACAAGAAGCAUGCUACGCUUGAAAGGGGGUCUUCGAGUAGAUCAUCUACAAACAUCGUGUGCCAUCGCUGCAAGGGAAUGGGACAUGUCAUGAAGGAUUGUCCAAGUGCUCGUGCUUUCAUCACUGCACCUGAUGGUAAUGGAUAUGUAAGUGCUAGUGAUGUUGAGGAUGAUUUGGUCCUUGCAGCUAACAUUGUUUUAGAUUCGGAAGAAGAUGAGGGUGAGGCAAUUGAUUCCAUAGCUGCAACUGCGGAUUUUCCUAGUCUUCUUGUGCAGCGUGUGUUGACUUCUAAAGCAGACCAUGAGGAUGAGGAGAAGCUCCAACGCAAGAAUUUGUUCCACAUGUUUCUCAUCGUGCAGGAUUGUCAUGUUCUCACCAUAAUUGAUAGCGGAAGUUGCAGCAACUUGGUGAGUUCAGAUUUGGUCAAGAAGCUUGGCUUGACCACUCGUUCUAUCCCUCACCCCUACUACCUAGAAUGGUUCAACAAUUGUGGUAAGACUAAGGUAACUAAAUCAGCACGCAUCCACUUUUCUGUUGGUUCUUAUCGUGCCUAUGCUGAUUUUGAUGUUGUACCUAUGCAAUCAUCAUCGUUAUUGUUAGGACGACCAUGGGAAUUUGAUACUGAUGCUGCACACCAUGGUAGAACUAAUACAUAUACUCUCAUGCAUAAGGACAAAAAGAUUACUUUGCUUCCUUUAUCGCCGGCUGAUAUUAGGAAACAUUUUAAAGAGCAUGCUGAAAAUGUUAGCAAUAAAUCGUCUGAUGCUAAACCGAAUGGAAUUAAAUUGAAAGAAGGUGUUUAUAUUGCUACUACAUCUGCUGCUGCUGAGCUUUGUGGAGAUUGA